AACUCGGGUCUUGGGCGGUGCUGGGGCAAGUGGGAGUCUGCGCUGCUGCCGCCGCCACCCCUACCGCCGCCGCCGCCACCCCUGCCGCUGCCGCCGCUACCGCCACCGCCACUGGCCGAGCGGGUUUUUUUUUUUUUUGGUUUGCCGGAUCCGCCAUAUUGACGAGGACGGGUACCGCGGCUGCGGACGCUAGUCUCCGCCGCCGCCGGAGCCGCAACCUCUCUGCACCCGGCCCGGUUAGGGCCUCUGCCGUGCCGAGCCCCUCCCCGUCUUGCACAGCUCGGGGCCUCGCGGGAGCCCGCCGCCGCCGCCUCUCUCUCACGGGAGGCGGCCGCUUUAGCGCCCGGUGCUCGGGUCGGCGCCGGGAGUGAGGACCGAGCUGCUGCAAAGCGGCCAGGCCCCGAGCGGGGACAGAGGCGGCGAUUAGGGGAAGGUGAAGCCGUCGCUGCAGGAGGAGGAGCUGGAGGAGGUGACGCAGGAGAAACGCACCGCCCGGAGCCGUCUGAGCUCAGCGAGAGCCCCAAUCUGAGGGUAGAAGGGGGAAGAGGGCUGUCGUCGGCCGAGGAGGAGGCGGCGGCGGGCGCGGCGAGGAGCGAGUUCGGGCGCCGGUGUGCAGCCUCCUUGUUGAGACGCCCGGAGCCCGGCAGCCGCAGCCUUUCGAUACACUUUGUUGCCCGUCACCAGGCCUGGGAUGCACCCAGGGUAGGUCUUCCCGGGACCGAGCCCCACCGUCGCCUGCUGCCUGCUUCCUCCCGCCUCCGCGUGCCCUGGUUCUGAGAAGACGUCUGUGUCGUGCGGUUAUGCAAUGGUCUCUGCAAGAUGGUUUAUUCUUGAAUUGGACCUUUUUAAGACUGACAAAUGCUGGCACUUCAUCUUCUAUAAGUGGACUAUAAUUUCUUUUCUCAAGACAACUACAUAAGCAGACAAAAUUGCAAAGAUCUGCCCUGUGUCGAGUAUGACAGCCACGACUCGUGGCUCUCCGGUCGGAGGGAAUGACAACCAGGGCCAGGCUCCUGAUGGACAGUCUCAGCCCCCCCUCCAACAGAAUCAGACUUCAUCGCCUGAUUCUUCCAAUGAAAAUUCCCCGGCAACCCCCCCAGAUGAGCAAGGUCAAGGUGAUGCCCCACCACCGCUUGAAGAUGAGGAACCUGCAUUUCCACAUACUGACUUGGCCAAGUUGGAUGACAUGAUCAACAGGCCUCGAUGGGUAGUUCCAGUUUUGCCGAAAGGGGAAUUAGAAGUGCUUUUAGAAGCCGCUAUUGAUCUUAGUAAAAAAGGGCUUGAUGUUAAAAGUGAAGCAUGUCAGCGAUUUUUCCGAGAUGGGCUAACAAUAUCAUUCACUAAAAUCCUUACAGAUGAAGCAGUGAGUGGCUGGAAGUUUGAAAUUCAUAGGUGUAUUAUUAACAAUACUCAUCGUCUGGUGGAGCUAUGUGUGGCCAAGUUGUCCCAGGACUGGUUUCCACUUUUAGAACUUCUUGCCAUGGCCUUAAAUCCUCACUGCAAAUUCCAUAUCUACAAUGGUACACGUCCAUGUGAAUCAGUUUCCUCAAGUGUUCAGUUGCCUGAAGAUGAACUCUUUGCUCGUUCUCCAGACCCUCGAUCACCAAAGGGUUGGCUAGUGGAUCUUCUCAACAAAUUUGGCACUCUAAAUGGGUUCCAGAUUUUACAUGAUCGUUUUAUUAAUGGAUCAGCAUUAAACGUUCAAAUAAUUGCAGCCCUUAUUAAACCAUUUGGGCAAUGCUAUGAGUUUCUCACUCUUUAUACAGUGAAAAAAUACUUUCUUCCAAUAAUAGAAAUGGUUCCACAGUUUUUAGAAAACUUAACUGAUGAAGAACUGAAAAAAGAAGCAAAGAAUGAAGCCAAAAAUGAUGCUCUUUCAAUGAUUAUUAAAUCUUUGAAGAAUUUAGCUUCAAGGGUUCCAGGACAAGAAGAAACUGUUAAAAACUUAGAAAUAUUUAGGUUAAAAAUGAUACUUAGAUUAUUGCAAAUUUCUUCUUUCAAUGGAAAGAUGAAUGCACUGAAUGAAGUUAAUAAGGUGAUAUCUAGUGUAUCAUACUAUACCCAUCGGCAUGGUAAUCCUGAGGAGGAAGAGUGGCUCACAGCUGAACGAAUGGCAGAAUGGAUACAGCAGAACAAUAUCUUAUCCAUAGUGUUGCGAGAUAGUCUUCAUCAGCCACAGUAUGUAGAAAAGCUAGAGAAGAUUCUUCGUUUUGUCAUCAAAGAAAAAGCUCUGACCUUACAGGAUCUUGAUAAUAUCUGGGCAGCACAGGCAGGGAAACAUGAAGCCAUUGUAAAGAAUGUACAUGAUCUCCUGGCAAAAUUGGCAUGGGAUUUUUCUCCUGAACAACUUGAUCAUCUUUUUGAUUGUUUUAAGGCCAGUUGGACAAAUGCGAGUAAAAAGCAACGUGAAAAGCUACUUGAGCUAAUACGUCGUCUUGCAGAAGAUGAUAAAGAUGGUGUGAUGGCACACAAAGUGUUGAACCUUUUGUGGAAUCUGGCCCACAGUGAUGAUGUGCCUGUAGAUAUCAUGGACCUGGCUCUCAGUGCCCACAUAAAAAUACUAGAUUAUAGUUGCUCCCAGGACCGUGAUACACAAAAGAUCCAAUGGAUAGAUCGCUUUAUAGAAGAACUUCGCACAAAUGACAAAUGGGUUAUUCCCGCACUGAAACAGAUUAGAGAAAUUUGUAGUUUGUUUGGUGAAGCACCUCAAAAUUUGAGUUCUUCUCGUUUCAGUCAAACUCAGCGAAGUCCCCAUGUGUUUUAUCGCCAUGACUUAAUCAAUCAACUUCAACACAAUCAUGCCCUAGUUACUUUGGUAGCAGAAAACCUUGCAACUUACAUGGAAAGCAUGAGACUAUAUGCUAGAGACCAUGAAGAUUAUGACCCACAAACUGUGAGGCUGGGAAGUAGAUAUAGUCACGUUCAAGAAGUUCAGGAACGGCUUAACUUCCUUAGAUUUUUAUUGAAGGAUGGCCAGCUGUGGCUAUGUGCUCCUCAGGCAAAACAAAUAUGGAAAUGCUUAGCUGAGAAUGCAGUUUACCUUUGUGAUCGUGAAGCCUGUUUUAAGUGGUAUUCCAAAUUGAUGGGAGAUGAACCAGACUUAGAUCCUGAUAUUAAUAAGGAUUUCUUUGAAAGUAAUGUGCUUCAACUUGAUCCUUCUCUGUUAACUGAAAACGGAAUGAAGUGUUUUGAGCGAUUCUUCAAAGCUGUGAAUUGUCGAGAAGGAAAACUAGUAGCAAAAAGGAGAGCCUAUAUGAUGGAUGACUUGGAGUUAAUAGGAUUAGAUUAUCUUUGGAGGGUCGUGAUUCAGAGUAAUGAUGAUAUUGCCAGCAGAGCUAUAGAUCUCCUCAAAGAGAUAUACACAAACCUUGGUCCAAGACUACAAGUCAAUCAGGUGGUGAUCCAUGAAGACUUCAUUCAGUCUUGUUUUGAUCGUCUGAAAGCCUCCUAUGACACAUUGUGUGUUUUGGAUGGUGACAAAGACAGUGUUAAUUGUGCAAGACAGGAAGCUGUUCGAAUGGUUCGAGUAUUAACUGUUUUAAGGGAAUAUAUAAAUGAAUGUGACAGUGAUUAUCAUGAGGAAAGAACAAUUCUCCCAAUGUCAAGAGCAUUCCGCGGUAAACACCUCUCUUUUGUAGUUCGAUUUCCAAACCAGGGCAGACAGGUUGAUGAUUUGGAGGUAUGGUCUCAUACAAAUGAUACAAUUGGUUCAGUACGACGAUGUAUUCUCAAUCGUAUUAAAGCCAACGUAGCCCAUACAAAAAUUGAACUCUUUGUGGGCGGUGAGCUGAUAGAUCCUGCAGAUGACAGAAAGUUGAUUGGACAAUUAAACUUAAAAGAUAAAUCGCUUAUUACAGCCAAACUUACACAAAUAAGUUCCAAUAUGCCUUCAAGCCCUGAUAGCUCUUCUGAUUCCUCCACUGGAUCUCCUGGAAACCAUGGUAAUCAUUACAGUGAUGGUCCCAAUCCAGAAGUGGAAAGCUGUUUGCCUGGAGUGAUAAUGUCACUGCAUCCCAGAUACAUCUCUUUUCUUUGGCAAGUUGCAGACUUAGGUAGCAGCCUAAAUAUGCCACCCCUUAGAGAUGGAGCAAGAGUACUUAUGAAACUUAUGCCACCAGAUAGCACAACGAUAGAAAAAUUAAGAGCUAUUUGUUUAGACCAUGCCAAACUUGGAGAAAGCAGCCUUAGUCCAUCUCUUGACUCACUUUUCUUUGGUCCUUCAGCCUCACAAGUGCUAUAUCUAACAGAGGUAGUCUAUGCCUUGUUAAUGCCUGCUGGUGCACCUCUGACUGAUGAUUCCUCUGAUUUUCAGUUUCACUUCUUGAAAAGUGGUGGCCUACCCCUUGUACUGAGUAUGCUAACCAGAAAUAACUUCCUACCAAAUGCAGAUAUGGAAACUCGAAGGGGUGCCUACCUCAAUGCUCUUAAAAUAGCCAAGCUUUUGCUAACUGCCAUUGGCUAUGGUCAUGUUCGAGCUGUGGCAGAAGCUUGUCAACCAGGUGUAGAAGGUGUGAAUCCCAUGAUACCGGUCAACCAGGCUACCCAUGAUCAAGCAGUGGUGCUACAAAGUGCCCUUCAGAGCAUUCCUAAUCCAUCAUCCGAGUGCAUGCUUAGAAAUGUGUCAGUUCGUCUUGCUCAGCAGAUAUCUGAUGAGGCUUCAAGAUAUAUGCCUGAUAUUUGUGUAAUUAGAGCUAUACAAAAAAUUAUCUGGGCAUCAGGAUGUGGGUCAUUACAGCUAGUAUUUAGCCCAAAUGAAGAAAUCACUAAAAUUUAUGAGAAGACCAAUGCAGGCAAUGAGCCAGACCUGGAAGAUGAACAGGUUUGCUGUGAAGCAUUGGAAGUGAUGACCUUAUGUUUUGCCUUGAUUCCAACAGCCUUAGAUGCUCUUAGUAAAGAAAAGGCUUGGCAGACAUUCAUCAUUGACUUACUAUUGCACUGUCACAGCAAAACUGUUCGUCAGGUGGCACAGGAGCAGUUUUUUUUAAUGUGCACCAGAUGUUGCAUGGGACACCGGCCUCUACUUUUCUUCAUUACUCUACUCUUUACUGUUUUGGGGAGCACAGCAAGAGAGAGAGCUAAACAUUCAGGCGACUAUUUUACUCUUUUAAGACACCUUCUUAAUUAUGCUUACAACAGUAAUAUUAAUGUACCCAAUGCUGAAGUUCUUCUCAAUAACGAAAUUGAUUGGCUAAAAAGAAUUAGGGAUGAUGUUAAAAGAACAGGAGAGACGGGUAUUGAAGAAACGAUCUUAGAGGGCCACCUUGGAGUGACAAAGGAGUUACUGGCCUUUCAAACUUCUGAGAAAAAAUUUCAUAUUGGUUGUGAAAAAGGAGGUGCUAAUCUCAUUAAAGAAUUAAUUGAUGAUUUCAUAUUUCCUGCAUCCAACGUUUACCUACAGUAUAUGAGAAAUGGAGAGCUCCCAGCCGAACAGGCUAUUCCAGUCUGUGGUUCACCACCUACAAUUAAUGCUGGUUUUGAAUUACUUGUAGCAUUAGCUGUUGGCUGUGUGAGGAAUCUCAAACAAAUAGUAGAUUCUUUGACUGAAAUGUAUUACAUUGGCACAGCAAUAACUACUUGUGAAGCACUUACUGAAUGGGAAUAUCUGCCACCUGUUGGACCCCGCCCACCCAAAGGAUUUGUGGGGCUGAAAAAUGCCGGUGCUACUUGUUACAUGAAUUCUGUGAUUCAGCAACUCUACAUGAUUCCUUCCAUUAGGAACGGUAUUCUUGCAAUUGAAGGCACAGGUAGUGAUGUAGAUGAUGAUAUGUCUGGGGAUGAGAAGCAGGACAAUGAGAGCAACGUCGAUCCCAGGGAUGAUGUAUUUGGAUAUCCUCAACAAUUUGAAGAUAAACCAGCAUUAAGUAAAACUGAAGAUAGAAAGGAGUACAACAUUGGUGUCCUAAGGCACCUUCAGGUCAUCUUUGGUCAUUUAGCUGCUUCUCGACUGCAGUAUUAUGUGCCCAGAGGAUUUUGGAAACAGUUCAGGCUUUGGGGUGAGCCUGUUAAUCUGCGUGAACAACACGAUGCUUUAGAAUUUUUUAAUUCAUUGGUGGAUAGUUUAGAUGAAGCUUUAAAAGCUUUAGGACAUCCAGCUAUGCUAAGUAAAGUCUUAGGAGGUUCCUUUGCUGAUCAGAAGAUCUGCCAAGGCUGCCCGCAUAGGUACGAAUGUGAAGAAUCUUUUACAACUCUAAACGUAGACAUUAGAAAUCACCAAAAUCUUCUUGAUUCUUUGGAACAGUAUGUCAAAGGAGAUUUACUAGAAGGUGCAAAUGCAUAUCAUUGUGAAAAAUGCAAUAAAAAGGUUGAUACCGUAAAGCGCUUGCUGAUUAAAAAAUUACCUCCUGUUCUUGCUAUUCAACUAAAACGAUUUGACUAUGACUGGGAAAGAGAAUGUGCAAUCAAGUUCAAUGAUUAUUUUGAAUUUCCUCGAGAGCUGGACAUGGAACCUUACACAGUUGCAGGUGUCGCAAAGCUGGAAGGAGAUAAUGUAAACCCAGAGAGUCAGUUGAUACAACAGAGUGAGCAGUCUGAAAGUGAGACAGCAGGAAGCACAAAAUACAGACUUGUGGGUGUGCUUGUACACAGUGGUCAAGCGAGUGGGGGGCAUUAUUAUUCUUACAUCAUCCAAAGGAAUGGUGGAGAUGGUGAGAGAAAUCGCUGGUAUAAAUUUGAUGAUGGUGAUGUAACAGAAUGUAAAAUGGAUGAUGAUGAGGAAAUGAAAAACCAGUGUUUUGGUGGAGAGUACAUGGGAGAAGUGUUUGAUCACAUGAUGAAGCGUAUGUCAUACAGGCGCCAGAAAAGGUGGUGGAAUGCUUAUAUACUUUUUUAUGAACGAAUGGACACAAUGGACCAAGAUGAUGAGUUGAUAAGAUACAUAUCAGAGCUUGCUGUCACCACCAGACCUCAUCAGAUUGUUAUGCCGUCAGCCAUUGAGAGAAGUGUACGGAAACAGAAUGUACAAUUCAUGCAUAACCGAAUGCAGUACAGUUUGGAGUAUUUUCAGUUUAUGAAAAAACUGCUUACAUGUAAUGGCGUUUACUUAAACCCCCCUCCCGGGCAAGAUCACCUGUUACCUGAAGCAGAAGAAAUCACUAUGAUCAGUAUUCAACUUGCUGCUAGGUUCCUCUUUACUACAGGAUUUCACACAAAGAAAGUAGUCCGUGGCUCUGCCAGUGAUUGGUAUGAUGCGUUGUGUAUUCUCCUUCGUCACAGCAAGAAUGUACGUUUUUGGUUUGCUCAUAAUGUCCUUUUUAAUGUUUCAAAUCGCUUCUCCGAAUACCUUUUGGAGUGCCCUAGUGCAGAAGUGAGGGGUGCAUUUGCAAAACUUAUAGUCUUUAUUGCACAUUUUUCCUUGCAAGAUGGGCCAUGUCCUUCACCUUUUGCAUCUCCUGGACCUUCUAGUCAGGCUUAUGACAACUUAAGCUUGAGUGAUCACUUACUAAGAGCAGUACUAAAUCUCUUGAGAAGGGAAGUUUCAGAGCAUGGGCGUCAUUUACAGCAGUAUUUCAACCUGUUUGUAAUGUAUGCCAAUUUAGGUGUGGCAGAGAAGACACAGCUUCUGAAAUUGAGUGUACCUGCUACCUUUAUGCUUGUGUCUUUAGAUGAAGGUCCAGGUCCUCCAAUCAAAUAUCAGUAUGCUGAAUUAGGCAAAUUAUACUCAGUAGUGUCACAGCUGAUCCGCUGUUGCAAUGUCUCUUCAAGAAUGCAGUCUUCAAUCAAUGGUAAUCCUCCUCUUCCCAAUCCUUUUGGUGAUCCUAAUUUAUCACAACCUAUAAUGCCAAUUCAGCAGAAUGUGGCAGACAUUUUAUUUGUGAGAACAAGUUAUGUGAAGAAAAUCAUUGAAGACUGCAGUAAUUCAGAGGAAACUGUCAAAUUGCUUCGUUUUUGCUGCUGGGAAAAUCCUCAGUUCUCAUCUACUGUCCUCAGUGAACUUCUCUGGCAGGUUGCAUAUUCCUAUACCUAUGAACUGCGGCCCUAUUUGGAUCUGCUUUUGCAAAUCUUACUGAUUGAGGACUCCUGGCAAACUCACAGAAUCCAUAAUGCACUGAAAGGAAUUCCAGAUGACCGAGAUGGGCUGUUUGACACAAUCCAGCGCUCUAAGAAUCACUAUCAAAAAAGAGCAUACCAGUGUAUAAAAUGUAUGGUAGCUCUAUUUAGUAACUGUCCUGUUGCUUACCAAAUCUUGCAGGGAAAUGGAGAUCUUAAAAGAAAGUGGACGUGGGCGGUGGAAUGGCUUGGAGAUGAACUUGAAAGAAGACCAUAUACUGGCAAUCCUCAGUACACUUACAACAAUUGGUCUCCCCCAGUGCAAAGCAAUGAGACAUCAAAUGGUUAUUUCUUGGAGAGAUCACAUAGUGCUAGGAUGACACUUGCUAAAGCUUGUGAACUCUGUCCAGAGGAGGUAAAAAAAGCCACCAGUGUGCAGCAGAUAGAAAUGGAAGAGAGCAAAGAGCCAGAUGACCAAGAUGCCCCAGAUGAACAUGAGUCGCCUCCACCUGAAGAUGCCCCAUUGUACCCCCAUUCACCUGGAUCUCAGUAUCAACAGAAUAAUCAUGUGCAUGGACAGCCAUAUACAGGCCCAGCAGCACAUCACAUGAACAACCCUCAGAGAACUGGCCAACGAGCACAAGAAAAUUAUGAAGGCAGUGAAGAAGUAUCCCCACCUCAAACCAAGGAUCAAUGAAAUGCACAUAAUUAACUGGUUCCAUCAAGACUGCACCCAGGCCUUACAGUCCAACCUUUUUCUGUGUCUGGCUAAUAUUUAAAACUAGAAAAACUAUUCCUAAUCAACAUGGAGUGGAGAGUUUAUUCACUGUCUUAUCUGCAGAAAUUUGCUGUCAAUAUAUAACCCGCCUGCAGUGGAAAGUGUAUAGUGUUUUGUAAUAAAUGGCCUGAUGCUAAUGUGUAAAUGGCAAAGGUGUAUAUAGUAUAUUAAUGUUGACUGUUAAUUCUUAAGCAAGAAACUUUUUUCUUGUUGAGACUCACAGAUCUACAAAAACUACAAAAGUUAAUUUUCUUGUUAUACCCACUGCACUCUGCAACCAGUGUUGCCUGCCUCAUGGCAGUAGAAUCAGCUCCUUUACAAAAAAAAAAAAAAAGAAAAAAAAAAAACAGCAACAAAACAGAGCCCAUCCAUGUCAGCCACACCAAUAGUUUCAUGUUAAUUCUUUGCCACUGGAGUCAGUUUUGCUAUGAGCAAUGUAAGGCUGGUACCCUUUAAAUUAUUUGGUUGAUGUGGAAAAUUGGUGAUGUAACACUGUUUCUAGGUUUUUUUCAUUGCCUUUUUAUUCUGAUACUAGGUUAAUCACUUUGAAGCUAUAGUUAUGCUGUAACAUUUAGCAUGGCUUCACACCAAGUUAGUGUAGCCAAUGAGGAAAAAGUUACCAUAAUGACAGCAGUUGUCUGAGAACUGACAGCUGUAUUACUCAGAGCUUUUACUUCUUACACCUAGAAUAUUAAAAUAUAAAACAAGGGGAGAAAUGUGACAAGCAGGCUGUUUUCAGUUGCACAUAUGUUCCUUAUAUAUAAUGUUUGACAGUUCAAUCUCUGGGUGGGAUAAAGAACACUUAAGUAUCAGUAAUGGGAAUUUUAAAAGAUUUAAAACCAAUAUGCAAAAAUUUGCUAUGCCAAGAUGCUGGAGCAUAAUAGAAGACUGUAUUUGGUGUGCUUGUUUUAUUUCUUUGGUAGACUUUAUUAGGUGAAUCUUCUAAAACUUUCCUUCUGCUGGAUCCCAGUGACGUGGAAGUCAUCAGAACCCCACGGUACUUGGAGUACCUCUCUGCACCAAGAUAACUGGCUGAUUUUCUGCUCAGUCACAAUUUUACUUGAAAGCAAGAAUUGUCCUAGCUCCUUUUCCAUUAUUCCAGAAAGUCUAACGUUCAAAGCAGGGUCUAAUUAAAAAAGAAACUACUGGUUAGUUAAUAUAAUUGAGAUACCACAAUUUCAGAAUAAACAUUUGAUUAAAAAUAAGGAACUCCUCAGUUAAUACUGUAUUUAAAAGAAUUGGUAACUUGAAUGUGUGUAAUUUUUUGGAACCUGUCUAAAAACCAAAUACCCCUGCAAACAGAUACAGCCCACCGUAUUCUAUUUAAAUAUUUUGCUGUUUUAUUUUAUAGAAAUUAUUUUGCUGAAUUCACAAAUAGAAUUUGAUUUAAGAAGAACUUUUUGUCCUGUGGUGUGUUUUGGGGUUUUUUUUUGGUUACUUUUUUGUCCUUUUUUAAAGAGGACUGGAUAUUAAAAUUCAUUCUGUGCAUAGCCUGCCUAGGCAUGACACCGAUUCAGGAUUUCAGUCACAUUCAGAUUUUGUGCACAGAAAGAUUUGACCUUUGGCCCUUACUGAAGAUUUUGAGAAAUCAGAAUGUUGACACUGUAAAAGUUUCCUAACAUAAUCUUGUACUUUUUGUAUGUUUUUUAUAUACAUGUAUAUUUAAUGAGCACAAGCUUGGUUAUAUUUUUUACAAUUCAGUUAAUAGGGACAUGUUUUGUCAAGGCUACAGUUGGAACUGAAGAAAGCAGAAACAAUAGAGCAUUGCAUUAUUUUGUGAUUAAAAGGGGCAGGUAUUUAAGAUAAAGCUUUGGGUAUCUUAUUUUGUAGUACUCUAUAGUCAACCUGUGCUUCUAGGUGUUCCUGUAAUAGGAAAUUUUGACACCAGAUAGUUUUUUAAGUUUGAAAGUCAACAGUAUUUGCAAUUCCAAUUGAUUUUGUUUUGGAGAUGGAGUCUCGCUCUCUUGUCCAGGCUGGAGUGCAAUGUCACGAUCUCAGCUCACUGCAACCUCCGUCUCCCAGGUUCAAGUGAUUCUUCUGCCUCAGCCUCCCAAGUAGCUGGGAUUACAGGCGCCCACUACCACAUCCAGCUGAUUUGUUUUUUUUUGUUGUUUUUUUUUUUAUAGAGAUGGGGUUUCACCGUGUUGACCAGGCUGGUCUUGAACUCCUGACCUCAGGUGAUCCACCCGCCUUGCCCUCCCAGAGUGCUGAGAUUACAGGCAUGAGCCGCCACACCUGGCUCCAAUUGAUAGUUUUUUAAUUUAAAAGUUUGUCGGUUUCAAGCUCCUUCAAUGAGUGGAAUAACUAUUUGGAGGAGUUAACUAUUUUUAAGUAUACCAUCUCACCAUCUGAGAGGCGAUUUAUAUAUUUACUGCUCCUUAACAAAAUAUGUAAUGUACUUAAAAACUUUAAUGACUUCCUCAAUGAGAAAAAACUUGACAUAUAAAAGGCUGUGAAUAUUUCUACUUGGAAGAAGAGCCCAACUUUGGUUGCUUUGAAUUUACAAGCCCCCUUGUGCAGGUUAGGGGCUUGUGAAUCGUUUUUGUCUCCUUUUGAGGAAGAGUGGUCUGUGUUGUGACCAGGAGCAAGGGAAAGUGAAUGGAGUUAUUUUUGUUUGUGCAAAUUAUUUUCUAUAUUUAACUCUUAAGCAUUAAUGUAUAACCAGAAAUUUAAAGAUGCAUGUUAUUAUAAGAGCAACAUAAUGGUGAUUUUGAGGUCUUUCUGAACAUAAAUGGCACAUUUUAAAUUUCAAGUCUUCAAAGUGCCUAAGGAUUAUUUAGUUAUCCCUCAACUGAUUUUUUGAGCCAUAUAUUUCCUAUUUUAAAUGUUUGCAGAAUCACCAGUCUUCCUUUGAAAGAAGUAGCCCCCAGAAUUCUAAAUGACAUGAUUAUAGAAGACAGUAAGUAGAAUGUGUUAACAUAAAGACUGAAGAUAUUUUAGUUGUAAAACCGUUUGAACAAGGGCUUUUGCCCUAGUGUAUCUAAGUAUUUCAGUGCACAACUUGGUAAAAAACCAUACUGCUGCUGUUUCUAAGCCCUCCACCAACUGAAUGUUCAUGUUUAGCAUUGUAGAGGCAGAAAUAGCAUAUUUGGGGUUUUUUCUUUCAUUGAUUUUUCUCCUGGUGAUAAUUUUCCAGCCUUGUGUCUUUUAGCUAUUGUGUAUACAAAUUUAGAAUUAUGAAAAUGUUUUCUAUUUUUUUUUUCAUGAUUAACUUAGUGAAUGACAACUUAAAUCCUUAAUCCUAGUAGUGGUUAAAAAGAUGAGGAGGCUUUUUUAUUUGACUUACAUUUGUAAAUGAAAACAAUCUGAAUAUUCAGAUGACUACUUCAAAGUAGUUCUUUCAGUUUAUUAGUAUUUUUUCAGCUUAUGUUCUCCCAUGAGCUGUUUUACUUUGCUGAAUUUUGUGGCUAAUUUGGUGGAUAUAUCCUGCCUUAUUAAGGAUUAUUAGGUGGAUAAGAAAACUGCCUUUUCAUUGUAAGUGCCCAGUUUUGGUCUCUAGUUUGAAGGUACUACAUACUGCCGAUAAAGGAAAACAACACUCGCCCACACCCCAGUUUUUGUGUUACUAAGAAAAAAAACAGUACUGGUUUCAUAGUAGGACUCAACCAGAAUUGGUCCUACACAUAUGUGAGUGUUUAGUUUUUGAAAAUAAGGUUUUUGAGUGUGAUAAAACACUACAGAAGUGCUAAGUGUAUUGAGAAUUUGCUGCCAAUUGUGUUUAUAACAAUUAUUUUUACGUUUGCAGAAAUGUAGCACUUUCCCUCCAAAUUUAUAGGUGUAAGAGAAGUGGGAGCAAGGUGCACCACAUUUUAAAGCUGCAAAUGUGUGAAAAUUUAUUUUGAGAUCCAGAUUCCCAAAAGGAAAUUUCACCACCCAAGUCAUGCACUUCUUAGCCUUUUACAAGCCAACAGACUGACAUGAAGAUUGUUCACGGUUCCUAAGAUUUAGCACAUAUACAAAAAUAAAACUUUAUAAAUUAAA
Molecule: messenger RNA, 12745 nt
Organism: Callithrix jacchus (white-tufted-ear marmoset)
Lineage: Eukaryota; Metazoa; Chordata; Mammalia; Primates; Cebidae
Gene: USP9X
Product: ubiquitin specific peptidase 9 X-linked
Biological process (GO): protein deubiquitination; cell migration
Cellular component (GO): cytosol; nucleus
Molecular function (GO): cysteine-type deubiquitinase activity
Source: RefSeq, a predicted model, not a curated record